Messenger RNA from Truncatella angustata, 1715 nucleotides. RefSeq lists its product as uncharacterized. Gene Ontology annotation, molecular function: protein dimerization activity; DNA-binding transcription factor activity, RNA polymerase II-specific; RNA polymerase II cis-regulatory region sequence-specific DNA binding. The transcript is spliced from 3 exons. Gene Ontology annotation, biological process: regulation of transcription by RNA polymerase II. The record is from RefSeq and is a predicted model, not a curated record. The coding region runs from base 97 to 1470 and encodes 457 amino acids. Lineage: Eukaryota; Fungi; Ascomycota; Sordariomycetes; Amphisphaeriales; Sporocadaceae.
CAGUAUCAUAAUCUCGUGUCAGGUCUCACUCAAGCGCUAGACUUCACACGCCCACCUUCCGGCAAUCUCACACCAACUCUCACCCGAAAAGCAUCCAUGCUCGCGGUACAGCGUCCCAGAAUGGGGUCGUCAAAGCCAUCCCAGGGCGCUGGGAUGCCGUUUGGAUAUGUCAAUAGAGGAGAUGAUCUCUUCUUCGAGCCACCGGAGCCAGCGCCAGGACCAGCACUUCUUUCCUUUGAAGAAUCACAAAGCCUCAACCACCUUCUAGAGCAACUCAAAUCGGGCACUCCUAUGAUUGAUAUGCAAUUCGGGGAAGGCCUCAACUUCAGUGAUGCGUGGCAGCAACUACCGCCUCAAUUCAUGGGUUCUGCGACAUCCUUUGGACAUCAAACCACCAACUUCUCUCCGUCCAUGUUCGACUUCACCUCGAAUAUCUCUUCCGAUCCACUCUUCGAUUCGAUACAAUAUCCGACCAUGGCUGCUCCUCAAAUCAUGCAACCUCCACGGCAGCACAUGAGAACCUCUCACCACCCCCAACACGUUUCGCACUCUCCCGCAGAUGCAGCUGCAGUAUUAGCAGGACUUCAAAAUGGUCCGACCGCACGAGUAAAUAGUGUCGGUCGUGGAGGCAUGCUGCCUUCCCAGGCGGCUGGCCGUCCGACAGCACACCCCUUACUGCAUACUCAGAGCCAACUCACGAGCCAGACGAGUCCCGUUCGCGCGGCAUCCAUCCACUCCCCAGUCACGCCACUGACGGAGCAUCGCGACGAAAACCUUUUCGCAGACAUGGUUUAUGGCCACCCCCAUGGACCUAGCAGUCACAGGGUGGUACAACAAAUACCCGAGGAUGUGCGGUGGGGCUCAGAUAGAAGCUUUGCUGGUAAUCAAUCCUUUGUCCCCUCUUCUGAAAGGGAUACUGCACAAAGUCAGGAAAACGAACGGAUGAAGUAUCUCGAUAUUUUCCAGCCAAUUACAAGUGCCGCUACAACUCAGCCACCUAGUCCUUUGGGAAGUGGUAGUAGCUCACCUGCAGGCGGACGUUGCGGCAAGGUGAAUGGUCAGCCUCUCCUCGAUGGCUUUUCGAAGAAGCGAAGGAAGAAUGACGAGGCCGGUGAGGAUGAUGAGGCUGGGAUGUCUUCAAGCAAACUGGCCGCCAGGAAGCGCAAGUCGAAAGACAACUUGAACGAAACUUGUGAAGCUUCAUCCUCAAGUGUUGCCCCAGGCAAAAAGCGCCGCAAGUCUAAUGUCAAUGGUUCGAAACCACCUAGAGAAAAUCUCAGCGAGGAAGCCAAGAGAAAAAAUCAUAUCAAAUCCGAACAAAGAAGAAGGACUAUCAUCAAGGAUGGUUUCGACAACCUCCAAGAAAUUGUGCCAAACCUCAGGAACGGUGGUUACAGCAAGAGCACCGUGCUGCAAAUGGCUGCUGACUGGCUAGAAGAGCUCACGAAGGGCAAUGAGCUUUUGAAGUAACGACGUAUCCCAGACCGGUAGCUGCCAUGACGUUUCUAUAUUUCUAUGUCUGUAUCUGCAUCUUAAGGAUUGGACGGACUGUCCACAAAAAACGGGUUCAGCAUGAUCGGUUAUUACAAAUAGGAGUUUAUGAGGGGGGCCUUGACGACUGGCUGAAACGAAAUUUUACUUUUAUACAUCGGUGGCCAGUUUCAUCGGACCGAGGGAGCGUUCCUCACAAGAUACCUUGGGAGUUUAUUGUUUAU